UUGUGAAAACCAGAUUAACAACAGUUGAGAGAAUGAUUGACUGGCUGUCCUGGCCAUUGGCUCAGCAUGUAGACACAUGGGUGAUUGCACUCUUAAAAGGACUGGCAGCUGUCCAGAAGUUUACUAUUUUGAUAGAUGUUACUCUACUGAAAAUAGAAUUGGUUUUUAAUCGCCUUUGGUUUCCUCUCGUGCGGCCUGGCGCUCUUGCAGUCCUGUCUCACAUGCUGCUUAGUUUCCAGCACUCUCCAGAGGCGUUCCAUUUGAUUGUUCCUCAUGUAGUUAAUUUGGUUCACUCCUUCAAAAGUGAUGGUCUGCCUUCCAGUACAGCCUUCCUAGUGCAGUUAACAGAACUGAUUCACUGUAUGAUGUAUCAUUACUCUGGAUUUCCAGAUCUCUACGAACCCAUCCUGGAGGCAAUCAAGGAUUUUCCUAAGCCCAGUGAAGAGAAGAUUAAAUUGAUUCUCAAUCAAAGUGCCUGGACUUCUCAAUCCAAUUCUUUGGCAUCUUGCUUGUCUAGACUUUCUGGAAAAUCUGAAACUGGGAAAACUGGUCUUAUUAAUCUAGGCAAUACAUGUUAUAUGAACAGUGUUAUACAAGCAUUGUUUAUGGCCACAGACCAAGCAAAUAGGAAAUCAGUGGCUGUUAGCUAUGUGAAUGCAAUCUGUAAAGCCUAUGUAAUUUUAAUAAUCUUUAUUAAACAUUAUAUAUUAAGAUUUAGUUAUUUAGUUCAUGGUGUGAGAAUCACUUCCUUGUGUUUUCUCGAUCAACAGAGAGAAGCAUAUGCACCUCGGAUAUUCUUUGAGGCUUCCAGACCUCCAUGGUUUACCCCCAGAUCACAACAAGACUGUUCUGAAUACCUCAGGUUUCUACUAGACAGGCUCCAUGAAGAAGAAAAGAUCUUGAAAGUUCAGUCCUCACACAAGGCUUCUGCAAGUCCGGGAUGCAGUGAAACUUCUUUACAAGAGGUAGUCAAUAAAGCAGCCGCCCUCACAGAGACCUAUUGCACAGGUGAUGGUGAGAAGACACUAAUAGAAAAAAUGUUUGGAGGAAAACUACAAACUCACAUUUGUUGUCUGAACUGCAGGAGUACCUCACAGAAAGUGGAAGCCUUUACUGAUCUUUCACUGGCCUUUUGUCCUUCCUCUUCUGUGGAGAACUUGUCUUUUCAAGAUCCAGCAUCAUCACCCAGUACACAAGAUGAUGGCCUAACACAGGCCAGUGGGCCUGGUCCUUCAGAAGAACCAGGAGCCUGUAACCUGUCAGCAGUGGCCAUUGCCUGUGACUCAGCCGUGAGCGAAGGAAUGGUUGACAGUCCUGAUGAGUUCUGUCCUGAGGACACUCCUGUCCCUAGUAACUCGAGCAAGAUGCUUGUUAAUAAAGAUGUACCUCAGAAACCCGGAGGUGAAACCACACCUUCAGUGACUGACUUACUAAGUUAUUUUUUGGCUCCAGAGAUUCUUACUGGUGACAACCAAUAUUAUUGUGAAAACUGUGCCUCUCUGCAGAAUGCCGAGAAAACUAUGCAAAUCACAGAGGAACCUGAGUACCUUAUCCUUACUCUCUUAAGAUUUUCAUAUGAUCAGAAGUAUCAUGUGAGAAGAAAAAUACUAGACAAUGUGUCACUGCCACUGGUUUUGGAGUUGCCAGUUAAAAGAACUCCUUUCUCUUCGUUGUCAGAAAGUUGGUCUCUAGAUGUUGACUUCACUGACAUUAGUGAGAGUCUAGCUAAAAAGUUAAAGCCUUCUGGGACUGAAGAAGCUUGCUCCCCAAAACUGGUGCCCUAUCUCUUGAGUUCUGUGGUCGUUCACUCUGGUGUGUCCUCAGAAAGUGGGCAUUACUAUUCUUAUGCCAGAAACGUCACAGGAACAGCGUCUUCCUGCCAGAUGUGCCCCCAGCCUGAAACCCUGGCGUUUUCCUCCUCCCGGAACCACUUACUCGGGAGAGAUAGUCCCACCACAGUGAUUGAACAGGACUUGGAAAAUAAGGACAUGUCAAAAGAAUGGUUUUUAUUUAAUGACAGCCGAGUGACGUUUACUUCAUUUCAGUCAGUCCAGAAAAUUACGAGUAGGUUUCCCAAGGAUACAGCUUAUGUACUUUUGUAUAAGAGACAGAACAGUACUAAUGGUUUAACUGGUAAUAAUUCAACCACUGGACUCUGGGUAAAUGGAGACCCACCUCUACAGAAAGAACUAAUGGAUGCUAUAACAAAAGACAAUAAACUAUAUUUACAGGAACAAGAGUUGAAUGCUCGAGCCCGGGCCCUACAAGCUGCAUCUGCAUCCUGUUCAUUUCGGCCCAAUGGGUUUGAUGACAACGAUCCACCCGGAAGCUGUGGACCAACUGGUGGUGGGGGUGGAGGAGGAUUUAAUACGGUUGGAAGACUCGUAUUUUGAUGCUGAGAGUCCAAAAUGCACUGGUCACAAAACAUCCAAUACCAUGACUGUUAAAAUGUCAGACUGUAACAAAUAUCAUAUCUAUCUUUUAUUUUUCUUUUCAUUAGACCCUUAUACUUUAAGAAAACACACUCAGUGCUUGUUUUAUUUUCUUGACAAUACAUCUAUUAACAAAAUGCAUCAUGGGAAAAAAAAUCUACCUCUUAAAACUCCAUUUGCUUUUAUGGUUAGACAUGCUUGACCAAAAAUUUUCAGAGGAAAAUAUGUACCUGGUCCCUAAUGAAGCUGCAUUAAAUUUAGUAGAGGCAUUUAAAUGGUCCUAUGCUCAGUUUUACUGAACAGAAAAUAGAUUUCACUUAGCAUCCUUUAUAAAAAAAAUUGUGUGUUGGAGGUGAAGGAAAUAUUAUUUAAAAAGAAAGAAAAUAUUUUAUUCCCUUUGUAGUUACCCCAUUAUUAAAUUCAAGUCUUUGAGAAUACUAGCGAUGAUACAGUCUCUUAUGAAGGCAAUAACAUAAACUUUAUCGAGCUGUAGUACUUUUCAGGUUUGUUCAGUGCUGUCUUCAGCAUCACUGUCUCUGCAUUUCAAGUAAAAAUGUUUUAAAAAGAUUAUUUAUACAUAUGUGCUGAAUUUGAUCUUAAGAAAGGUGCAUGAUCCUGUAGAAAUCACAUUUUUACCUAAAAAUUGCUAACUUUGUAGUAUUUCUAAUUGAGGAUUUUAAAAAUUCUAUUUCAGGGAGUAUAUCUUCUGUGUGUUUUGAAGGAGAUGAGUUCUGUAUGUGCCUUGCAGUACUGUAAUUCAAAAAUAAGAAUCUUUGGCUGCGGAAAAGGUUUUCUAAAAUGAAAUGUUAGGAAGUAAUUUUUUGUGCUAACAUUAAAAUUAUAACUUUUGAAAGGUAUUAGAUUUUCCUGAAGUAAAAUCUGAUGGUUCUAAAUCAAAAAGUGUGAUAGUUUGUUUUUAACUCUUAUAAGAAUUCAGAGGAAAUGAACUUGGUCAAGUAAAAAAAUUUUUUUUGAUUUUUUUACUUAAUCCUCAGAAUAUUAAACAUUGAUCAUGUAUUUUCAGAGUUGUA
Messenger RNA from Odocoileus virginianus texanus, 3463 nucleotides. The record is from RefSeq and is a predicted model, not a curated record. NCBI's taxonomy places the organism in Eukaryota, Metazoa, Chordata, Mammalia, Artiodactyla, Cervidae.